GUUAGCAUCAACGCGCCCGGUGUCCAAGAUGGUAGCCCACAUAAAGCAUUUUCUCGAUUUCAUGAAUGUUUCUGCGGACAGUGUAAAUAUCCAGUUCAAAGAGAAGGUUCCUACGGUGAAGGUGGACUCUGGGCUCGAACUCACAGGAUGCGCGCCGAUCGGACGGUACAUCGCCGAGCAGUCCGAGAAAGGACGGACCGUCCUCGGAAAAGAUGCCCAGGAGCGAGCUCUCAUCCAGCAGUGGCUCGAAUAUGUGGCCAUCCGCUGUGAACAUGGGACACUCUCGUCAGACACUGCUCACAGUAUACUACAGGAGCUGGACAGUUACCUAGCGGACCGAUGUUUCUUUGUGGGCAUUUCACUGACUCUGGCUGAUGUUUUUCUCUACUACAGUCUCCAUCCCACUGUUUUGUCGCUGACAUUUAAGGAGAAGGAGAAGUACGGUCAUCUCUGCCGUUGGUUUGACCUGGUUCAGCAUCAUGAUGGUCUUCGUCAGAAUCUCCCAAUCGUAGUUUUCAGCAAGACCCGGUUGUACCUCUAAUGCCAUGUCCUGGGACGACUUCUAUGAAUGCGACAUCACGGGAACACUUCUCUAUCACAGCACAUGCUAUAUGAUCGCAUAUCUUUUAGUUCUGUCUUUUGCGCUCAAUGCCUGGCUCUGUAUUUUCUCUUCUGCAAUCUGUAAUUGCUUUAUGGGAUGAGCUCAGAAUUUUGGUGCUAGCUUACUUGUCUUACAUUGACUUCAAGGAUUAUGAAAACCAGUUCUCUGUGUGAUUGGAGAAUAGUAUACUGGGCAUUUUGGUAUUGAUCCAUGUUAACAGUUGGUACUGAUUCAUGAUUGGAAAUGUUAGGGUGCAUUCACACCAAUGAUUGAUAGAGUUUGCAUGACCGACAACAAGUGGCGACUAAGGAGUGGCUCACAGCAACCGAUGCUCACACCAGCUAGUGAAAUUUGCUUGUUGUCUACAUCGGCAUAUCUCAUAAUUGGUGCCAUUUGCAUCUGCUCGCACGCCAUCACCACGUAAAUUAAGUGUCAGCGUAGAUCGGCAUCCUGUUCUUGUGCCGUUGAUUGGUUCAGCAGCUUUGCAACUCCGUUCAUAGAGCUGAAAGAUUGAGUCAUGAGCAACAGACCCAAAACACUGGCAUUCAAACUAAAGCUAUCUUUGCGACGCAAUCGCCGGUGUGAAUGAACCUUUAGUUUGUGAAGUGUAGUACUUGAAAAGGGGUGUCCCUUUUUUUUUUCUCAGUUCUGUAAAGCAUGUACAUGUCAUAUUUCAUGUUUAUCAGAGGCACAUCAGUACUUUUUGCUGAUAACAGGUUUCUUGACUAUGAUUUGUAGGGUGGCAGUUCACUUGUGAUAGCGUGACCGAAGCAUUGAUUAAGGAUGCCGCAUCCACGAUAUCGCAUCGCUGUAGUGCACACGCCUCUACUGUGUGUAUGCGGGUGAUUUUAUUCCUUUAAAAGUAAUGUUGCCCAGCUAAUAGUGACUGAGCACUUGUAUUUAAUUUCCCGUGGGGUGUAAAAAUAGGUGGUGGUGCACUAAUGCUGACCUAUUUAUGACUGGCUCAAUGUUCUUUUUUUUAUCUGUGUUUUGUGUGAGCAGUUGCUAAAAGUAGCUGUCAAGUAAUGUGGUUCUUUAUUUAUUUUUUUCUCCUCGGUUGCUUGUUUCAUAAGCUGACCUGUUUUCUCACUGAACGUACCGCGACAAUUUCCGGGGCAUUUCGACAUGAAUGCUGGAGUUACUCGUCUGCCUCUUUGUUAUUUAUGCACCUAUUGGUGGGUCUUUUUAAGCAUCCUAGAAAACGAUGAAAAACUUUUUUUCGUUGGCAUGUGGUGUAUUUAUUAUUUGUGGUGAUUCACUGUUAUCUUCGGAACCCAGUUCUUUACAUUUUUUGCUGCCUAAUAGUACUAUUGUGUGAUAUUUGUGAAUCGACGUCACGGACCUUCAUGAUCAUUUAUUGAGCUCUACGUGGGGAUGUAAUGUCUCAGGUUAGAUGAUUCACUACAGAACAUCUGGGCAUGCACAUGAUUCGGUAUUUGUGGUCAGUUUUGUCAUAUUAUUAACAUGUGAUGUGCUGUUCUCGUCUAUACAUGUGGCUCAUGUACAAUGUAUGUUAAGUGUCUUUACAUAAUCUUCCAUAAAGGCUGUCGGUGAUAAAUCGUGAUUGAACGUAAGAUGUCUCAGGCUGGAAGCAAUGUUUAGACAAUGAAGCAAGUGUUUAUUACUUCAAGUCUUGAUACAUAUUCUUGUGAACAAGUUGUGUGUGAAGGCUAUCGGUGGUUUCUUGUUUUUUAGUGGCCAAUGUGCGAUUGAGCUGUGAGCGUUGAUUAGAUCACGACGCAGCUUUCAGUUUAGUUUUUUAGUUUCAUGGUCGCUUUCAUAGAGCACUGACAAGAGCAUGUCCUAAUGGACAGCGCAAGUCUUCAUCUAUCUAGCCAGAAAACGACUCUUUCAUGCAAAUUAAGCAUCAUUAAAGUCUAUAUAAACAGUUGCGCACAAAUUUGCAUAGGUUAGUGCUCAAAAGUGUAUGUUCAGGCCAUUGCUUCCGAGAUCGGUUGGUGCGUGUGCCACUCUGAAGGUGUUAGAGGCCACAGUUCAGACAUUAGCAUUUCAGUAGAAUUCAGUAGAAGGUCUACCCACGAAACUACGCUGCGCUUGCCUCCAUGCAUCUGCACUCUGAAACACAGUUGCUGAAGGAUGCCAAUGUACCGUAACGGAAAUAAAUCUGGUACAUCUAAGUCUAACCUCGAUAUAAUGAAUAAUCAGAUAUAACGAAGUACAUCUAAAAUGUUUAUUGCUUAAAUCAGCAUGUAACAAAUAUAUGCUUAGAGAGAACAUUGAAUAUAGUGAAGGUAUUUACGUGUCGGGUGCAAUUUCAUUAUAACGAGGUUCGACUGUAUGUGAUUUCUCUUUUAGUUGGGCAGCAGUGUAUUUGCAACUGCUUACCUAGGUUGCCACCGCGAUUAUCAUUUCUAGUAGUAUCAGGACUCUGUUAGUAUGGUAAAGGCUGCGAAUAUUGCAAGCAGUGUGCAAGGUUAGGUACUGCAACUGCUCCAUUUCCUUCUGCAUGCCAUCACUUGACCUAGUAGUUCACUUGUUAUCUCUCAGGAAUGGGCCUACAGAGAGCAGUGGAUGGUGAAAAUGGAACCGAAUCAAGCUAAUUGUUGCGUUACGCCAGCCUAGAAAGUUUCUUGGCAAAUGACCUGAAAUUGUGUGGCCACUUACUGGAUGUUACCCAGUAUUCGGGAAACCAGUGAAGUGUAGCUAAGAGUCUGCAUGAAACUUUUCUUUGUAAGGCUGCGUAAAAAUGGUAAGGCAGAUAAUUUCAGAAAUGUACAUUUUUGAAUACUUUGCAUUAGUUGUUGAAGUCCUCCUCUGUUUGUUGCACUGUGCCGCAAUGAUAUUGAUGUUGUGAUUGGAUUUGAAACCAAGGUGAUCAAAGUUUGUUCUUGGGUUUGCCUUCUGUCUUGGUAAUAAAUGACUUCACGGCACUUGGAGAGCUUUUUGAAAA
This is a messenger RNA of Dermacentor silvarum, 3512 nucleotides long. RefSeq names its product eukaryotic translation elongation factor 1 epsilon-1 (gene AIMP3). The transcript has 6 exons. The coding region runs from base 29 to 541 and encodes 170 amino acids. NCBI's taxonomy places the organism in Eukaryota, Metazoa, Arthropoda, Arachnida, Ixodida, Ixodidae. Gene Ontology annotation, biological process: positive regulation of DNA damage response, signal transduction by p53 class mediator. Gene Ontology annotation, cellular component: cytoplasm; aminoacyl-tRNA synthetase multienzyme complex; nucleus. The record is from RefSeq and is a predicted model, not a curated record.